UUCUAUGAUUUCUUACUCAAAUACAUUGUAAUUCUUUGUGUUCCUUUCUUGAUUUGCUUAUGACUAUUGCUAUUAUACCCAACAAAUAGUACCCAUGCACACCAAUUGUUUGUUGCGAUGGUGAAACUUGGGUCUUGUAAAAUUUUGUGAAAAUUUUGAGUUACAGGACUGAUCUUCUUGUCCUGCAUAAUAUCUAGGAAGGUCCCUCUUUUUUCAUCUUUUUUAUUUUUCUAUAUCAAUUGUACAUUUAAUAAGACCUUUUUGUUCCUCAUAAUACUUCCUGAAGGCAUCUAAUCUAUGAUGAUGAUUUUUUUUAUUAUUUGUGAAUAUGAUGUCUUUAUGUUGCAAUAUUGAUAUUUUUUAUCCUCAUUUGCUCUUAAAUCCUAUGUAAUUCAUGAAGAUAUUCUUUUUAAUUUUCAUCCCAUUUUGUCAAGUAAAAUGGAGGCACCUCCAAAAUGAUAAAACUGAUAAUUAGAACAAAAUCACUCACAACUUACAAAAAUGACUUUAUCUAGGUAGUUCUACAGAAAAGAACAAUGAUUUAUGCUAUAAAAGAACUCAAUUCAUGAUCCACAGAGUUUUAAUGUGAUGCCUAAAUACCGACCAUGCUAUGCCCACAAAUGCAAAUGGAAGAAAUAAUCAGGAUGGGGUUGAGUUUUUUGUUUUGUUUGUUGACAUUCAAUUAGAGAUAGGAAUUAAAUGAUGGGUUCUAAAAAUAAAUAAAUAAAUAUGUCCUAGGUAGGAGUUGUAGACGUCCUUCGGGUGCAAAUUCAGUUCCUUUUAUUGUGCUUAGAAUUUGAUAGCAUUUACGGAUUAUGUCUAUCUAUCUGUUUUAUAUAUUUGUGCUUUCAAAUGCUACUUUAUUCAACAUUUCAUGUGAAGUUGAAUAUGCUUCCAGAGCAUUAUUGUCAAGUAACUCCAUCUGUUGUGAAAUGCAGUUCUAGCAAUAGUACAUAAAUUAGUCCGACAAAUAAAAAAUGGAGACUCAAAUUACAAACAACCGACUACCAUACAAGGAAGAGAAUAUGAGCAAGACCAUGAAGAAAGCCCUACUCUUAUUGAACUGCACAUUGUUAGCCCUAGGCGGCUCCGGUGGUCCAAUUUUGUUGCGGUUGUACUUUCUAAAAGGUGGAAAGCGAAUUUGGCUAUCGAGCUUUCUAGAGACUGCUGGUUGGCCAUUUGUUAUAUUCCCAAUCUUGGUUUCAUACAUACACCGUCGAAGCAAGAAAGGUCCUUCAACCAAGCUCUUCUCUAUUAAACCCAUCCUUUUUUUCGCUUGCGCUGUUAUUGGAAUUCUCACUGGUUUCGAUGAUUAUUUGUAUGCCUUUGGUGUUUCUCGCCUGCCUAUCUCCACUUCUGCUCUUAUCAUUGCCACACAGUUGGCCUUUACUGCUGGAUUUGCCUUUCUUCUAGUUAAGCAAAAGUUCACUGCUUUUACUGUCAACUCGGUUUUUUUGUUGACCGUUGGAUCAGUAGUUCUUGCCUUUCAUUCUAGCACUGACAAAGCUGCUCAUGAAUCAAAUAGGCAGUACUACAUUGGAUUUUUUAUGACACUCGCAGCAUCAGCAUUGUAUGGGUUUGUGCUACCAUUGAUCGAGUUGACAUACCGGAAAGCCAAACAGGCUAUUACUUAUACUCUGGUGAUGGAGAUGCAGAUGGUUAUAUCCUUUUUCGCCACUGCUUUCUGCACCAUUGGAAUGCUUCUGAACCACGAUUUCGCGGCAAUUCAAAGAGAAGCAAGAGAGAAUGAGCUCGGGCAGGCCACCUACUAUGUGAUACUGGCGGUGACUGCAAUGUUUUGGCAAUUCUUCUUCUUGGGAGCCGUAGGAGUAAUUUUUUGUGCUUCCUCGCUUCUCUCUGGUAUAAUAAUUGCUACUUUGCUACCAGUGACUGAAUCAUUAGCUGUUUUGUUCUACCACGAGAGUUUCCAAGUUGAAAAAGGGGUUUCUCUUGUUUUGUCACUUUGGGGUUUUGUCUCCUACUUCUAUGGCGAGCUUCAAGAAACCAAGAAAAAGAAUCAGGAACCAGUUAUAGAGUUGUCUCAAUCACAAAGUCAAUUACAAAAUGAUUCUCGAGUUGAAUCAGAUUAAUACAUUUUGCUCUUCUUUUUUCUUUUCUUUUUUUUUAUUUUUUUUUAUAUAAAGUUAAGCUUGUGGAAUUCAG
Molecule: messenger RNA, 2163 nt
Organism: Camellia sinensis
Lineage: Eukaryota; Viridiplantae; Streptophyta; Magnoliopsida; Ericales; Theaceae
Source: RefSeq, a predicted model, not a curated record